Rhopalosiphum maidis (corn leaf aphid) is the source of this 2154-nucleotide messenger RNA. Its product is annotated as zinc finger MYM-type protein 1-like. Lineage: Eukaryota; Metazoa; Arthropoda; Insecta; Hemiptera; Aphididae. The transcript has 2 exons. Gene Ontology annotation, molecular function: protein dimerization activity. The record is from RefSeq and is a predicted model, not a curated record. Bases 1 to 2154 code for a protein of 717 amino acids.
AUGUGUGAAAAUGUAGUAAUUCAACAGUCUAGCUCAACAGCGGAGAAUAAUUCAUCUAUAGAAAAAAAAAAAUCAAAUGAUGAUUCUGAACAUCUUGAAUUAAAUGCCAAAAAUACCAAUAUUAUAGAAAAUGAACCCAUCGUAGAACCCGAAAUUUCAAACUCUUUUAUUGGUUUUAAAAAUGAUGUUGGGACAAAAAAUGGAAAGUUAUCUAGUGAUGGAUUUUGUGAUUGGAAGCAUGCAGCUGAAAAGUUAUCCCAACAUGAAACAUCAAAACAUCAUCUUGAAGCAAUUAUUGCAAUAAAUCAUCGAGCGAGAGAAAAUGAUUGUCUAGAUCAACAACUUCAAAAACAGAUAACAGAAAUAUCUUCCUAUUGGCGCCAAGUUCUAAAGCGAGUAAUUAGCACAAUCAAAUUGAUUUCAGAACGUGGCUUAGCAUUUAGAGGAGAUGACGAAAUAAUUGGUUCACCAAGAAAUGGAAAUUAUCUUGGAAUUCUUGAAUUAGUGGCGGAGUUUGAUCCAUUUCUGUCAGCUCAUAUAAAAGAUCAUGCGAAUAAAAAAAGUGGUCACACAAAUUACCUUUCAUCAACUAUUUGUGAAGAAUUAAUUGAUCUUAUGGCUAAAGAAGUAUUAGGCGAAAUAAUAACAAGAAUUAAAAAAUCAAAAUAUUAUUCGGUAUCUGUAGAUUCUACUCCCGAUGAAGCACAUAUAGAUCAAUUGACUAUAGUAGUACGCUAUAUGGAAAAAAUGAAUCCAGUAGAAAGAUUUUUAACAUUUCUACCAAAUUGUGGCCACACUGGCAUUGAAAUGGCAAAUACUCUCAUUACAUUUUUGGACCAUCAUGAAAUUGAAUUGAUUGACUGCCGUGGUCAAUCAUAUGACAAUGCGGCAAACAUGAGUGGAAAAUAUCAAGGUAUGCAAGCCUUAAUUAAAAAUAAAAAUGAAUUCGCAGAAUUUGUUCCUUGUUGUGGUCAUUCGUUAAAUUUAGUUGGGAAAACAGCAGCCAACUCGUGUAUUGCAGCUAUUCGUUUCUUUGAUUUCAUACAAAAUCUUUACGUGUUUUUUACUGCAACUCCCAUACGUUAUUCACUUUUAACAAAAAAAUUAGCUUGCAUAGAUAAAAAUAAACGUGUUUACGUUUUAAAGAAUUUGAAUGAAACCCGAUGGUCAUGUCGUGCAGAUGCAACAAAAGCUGUUGUAUUUAGUUAUGAUUAUAUAAAAGAAGCUUUAGUAGAAAUUUCAAACGAUUUUGAUCAAAAAGAAAUUGUUAAAAUCGAAUCCAAAAAACUUUAUGAAUCAAUGUGUCAACUUGAAGUGGCAUUUUAUGCAAUUUUUUGGAAUGAUAUUUUAGAGAGGUUUGAUUUAACAAGCCAUCUUUUACAAGACCCGAAAAUAGUUCUUCAAACUGCUGUAAAUGCCCUUAAUUCUCUUUUAUCAUUUGUUCGAGAAAUACGAAAUAAAUAUGAAGAAUACGAAGAAAAAGCAAAAGAAAUGUCAGGAUCAAAAGAUUAUGCGCAAAUUCAUAAUCGGAAAAAAAAUGUAAGACUAGGUUCAUUAAAUAGUAAUCAAACAGCAACAACCAAGUUAUCACCAAAAGAAAAAUUUAGAAUAGAAAGCUUUAUUUCAGUAGUUGAUCAAUUGAUAGUAUCAUUAACCGAAAGAAUAGGUGCUUAUGAAACAAUUUGUCAACGUUUUGGUUUUUUAAAUAAAAUUGAAAAAUUAGAAACUUCUGAGCUAGAAUCUGCUGCAAAUUAUCUUGUUAGCAUUUAUCCUAAUGAUUUAGAAUCUUCACUCGGUAACGAACUUAGACAGUUCGGUUCAUUUGUAAAAAUAUAUAUAGAAACACGUAAAGAUAAUGAGCAAUGGGAAAUGUUUUUAUACAGAAUUAUUGAGGAAAAUAAUUUACAAUGUACAUUUCCUAAUAUAGAAGUAGUACUGCGUAUAUAUUUGGUUUUGAUGGUGUCCAACUGUAGUGGAGAACGAUCAUUUUCAAAAAUGAAGUUAAUAAAAAACCGACUACGAACUUCGAUGACACAAAGACGACUAUCAGAACUUGCAUUGUUAAGUAUUGAAAGUGACAUACUUAGAUCAUUAGAUUUUUCUCAAGUAGUUGAAAAAUUUGCGGCAACAAAAUCUCGCAAAGUGAUCAUAUGA